Messenger RNA from Porites evermanni, 882 nucleotides. NCBI's taxonomy places the organism in Eukaryota, Metazoa, Cnidaria, Anthozoa, Scleractinia, Poritidae. The record is from the annotation of a GenBank genome assembly.
AUGUCUACAACAAACACGACUAGCGGAAAUUGGCAGUUUAACUUGGACAAUAUUAUGUACAUUGUCAACAGCUUCUUGUCCUAUUCCAGCAUUAUGCUAAACAUUGUAGCAAUACAUGCCCUCAGAAAGACACUUUCGCUACCAACAACGUUAAAAACAUUGCUUCUGAGCCUCGCUGUUUCUGAUCUUGGUGUAGGAUUGCUUGUCCAACCUUGGCGCAUAGCAGGUUUGGCAAUGGGGCUACUUCAACACGACGGACGACCAAACUUUACCGUGUAUAUCGCUUAUAAAAUAACGAUGAAUGUAUUUUAUUAUGCCUCAUUCCUUGGUGUCAUGGUUCUAGCAGUAGAGAGAUUCUUGGCCAUUCAUCUUCAUCUCCGAUACCAGAGACUUGUGACUCACAAGCGUGUUGUUACCAUAGUGAUCUCACUUUGGGUGAUAAGUGUGUUCCUUUCGUUGUUUAUGUUAGAAAUUCGGAAAGUCCGCCUUGUUAUUUAUACCACUGUUGAAGUUUUGUGUCUCAUAUCUACUGCAUUGUUAUUCUUCAAGAUUUAUUUAACUGUUAGACGACACUCGAGGCAAAUACAGUCUAUACAACCCGCGGGAGGGCAAAAUAGUGUCUCGCGAAAGAAAACAUCUGCCGUUGCUACGCUUUACGUGUACCUUGUGUUUUUGGCGUGUUACCUACCACAAAACUGUCUACAGAUAGCCUCUAUCAGCCAUGGAUCUCAAGAUACCCUGUAUGAUAAUUUCGAAAUCUAUACUUUGACGCUGGUGUUUCUUAAUUCGUCUCUCAAUCCACUGAUAUACUGUUGGAAGAUGAAACAAAUUCGAAAGGCUAUUUUGAACGUUCUGCGAAAUAUGAAUCCAAGACACAACUAA